Messenger RNA from Saccharomyces paradoxus, 294 nucleotides. It is a transcript of the gene SFT1, whose product is annotated as Sft1p. NCBI's taxonomy places the organism in Eukaryota, Fungi, Ascomycota, Saccharomycetes, Saccharomycetales, Saccharomycetaceae. Bases 1 to 294 code for a protein of 97 amino acids. The transcript is spliced from 2 exons. Gene Ontology annotation, biological process: intra-Golgi vesicle-mediated transport. The record is from RefSeq and is a predicted model, not a curated record.
AUGUCAAAUUCUAGGUACUCUCAGAUCGAAUCAAAUAAUGAUGGCAAGCUAGAAGGAUUAGCCAAUAAAUUAGCCACAUUUAGGAAUAUAAAUCAAGAGAUCGGAGACCGAGCGGUCUCCGACAGUUCUGUCAUAAAUCAAAUGACAGAUUCAUUGGGGUCGAUGUUUACCGAUAUCAAGAAUUCGUCCUCAAGGUUAACACGAUCCUUAAAGGCUGGUAAUGGUAUAUGGAGAAUGGUGGGUUUGGCGUUGUUAAUAUUCUUCAUUCUAUAUACCCUGUUUAAGUUAUUUUAA